This is a messenger RNA of Cryptotermes secundus, 3523 nucleotides long. RefSeq lists its product as uncharacterized. The transcript has 4 exons. The coding region runs from base 186 to 2048 and encodes 620 amino acids. The record is from RefSeq and is a predicted model, not a curated record. NCBI's taxonomy places the organism in Eukaryota, Metazoa, Arthropoda, Insecta, Blattodea, Kalotermitidae.
ACUCGGCUGUCCGUACGUAAUAUUUCACUGGGUGCUGCACGUUUCAUUCGACAGUGAAGAAACUUCCCUUCUAACUUUAACACCCUGGAGAUAUCAAUUUUAAAUUUGUUUUACGUUUAUCGAGUCAAAAUGACGGUGAAGUUAUUUUGCUGCAAGAUACUAAGAGACACAAAAUACCUGCAGGCAUGAGUUCUCCGUGUAACCAUAGAAUAAUUAAACUGAGAGAAAGAAAUCGUAUACUUCUGGAUCAGCUUGAAUCUAAUUCCAUUCUACUGAAACGUAGAUUGAAGAAAUUAAAACGCACUGCUCGGGCUGCAAGAUAUUCAGAGAAACCAUGGCAGGAUCUCCCAGUAUCACCUUUAAAGAGAAAGUAUGAGUCCUGGAAAGCAAGAAAUUACUCUGGUCAAGUGGCAGCAGCUGUGAAUGCAACAGCACACACCUUAAGCUCCAGCAGUUCGAAUAGUCAGGAACUCAAUGUAAAAUAUAAACAAAAGGUGGAAGAUAUUACAUCACCAGCUAAACGUAGUAAACAAAAUGUCCAAAUUGAGUCAAGGGCCAGAAUCAAAGAAGUGCUGCCCUGUGAAUGUUGCAAGUGCCAUCUUAAAUCAUCCACUGCAAUUGAUGUAAGAAACAGUGGGAAGGAAUAUGAAGACUGUUACUGCAAAAGAGAUGCUGGCAGGGACAGAACAAACUCAGAUAUAUCAUCACAGGAAAGUGAGGGAUCCAUAUCCGCUUUACAUAUUGGCAGUAAGAUUCAUGAAGAGCCAGUAGAACUGCAUUCAGUGAAAUAUAAUAUGAAUACUGGAAUUACAGAGAACCAACAAAGAAGAACCCUAGAGGCAGCACAUGUAAUCAUUGAUUAUUCUCCUAAAUCGAUGUUUCUAAAGAAGCUGAAGGAAAGGUCCCAAGUUGUUGGUGAUUUCAUUGCUCCAGAGAACAUAAGAACUCCUGCAAAGUUGAGCUCUGUAACACCACCUAAGAAGUCUUCAUAUUCUGAUAAGAGUACAGUAGGAACUAAGCUUAUGAAACCUACAAAAGUAGGCUCUGUCAAGACAAAUCUAAAGAAGUCUAGUCCACUCAAGACUCCUCAUUCUUCUAGACUGCCCUCUGACCAUGAUGGUCACGGACUGAUCUCUGAUCAUAAUCAGCAAGGCACCACUAAAAGGUCUCCAUGUCGCAGUCUGAGACGCUCUUGUAAUGAUGAGUUAAGACUUAGGAAGAACAGGAAACGUGUUUGCUACAGGAAAAAUUGCCACUGCCAUGUCAAAGAGGACAUCAGAUCCACAGAAAACUUCCCUAGUAUUGUAAAAGAGAAAGAAGUAAAACUGGCAAAUGAGCAGGGACUCGCCAAUCCAAGGACCUCAUCAAGCCCCUGUAAGUGUUGCUGUGACUGCAGCACACAGCAGAUACACACCCCCAAGACUCCACUGAUAAUGAGCAAUGUAGGGGCAGGCUUGGUGGAGAGUGAACAUGAUAAGAAACACAUACAACCUCAGUGUUGUGGACGAGGCUCAUGGUUUGAUGAGAUGAAUGAAUUCCGACAGUCACAUUGGUUUGAUUGCCAUGCCUAUCCUCAUCCAGCCGGCACAAGUCGAGAUGCUACAAGAAACUUGGAUGUAGGAAGUAUCCAUCCCAAUAGCCAUAAAUGUGUUCACAAAUAUGUUUUAGAUGACAGAAUGUUUGCCAGACCUUUAUAUUCAGAUCAUCUGAAUAACAGCCGAUGUGUGGUAUGUCAUCUGCCUUAUAACUUGUCCAAGUCUAAGACGAGGGAGACUCCUCCUGUAACACUACCAUCAACACUGCAAGAUCCAGAGAUUCAAGUGUCAAUACCUUUAGGAUCACCUCAUGGUAGACGACCUUCAGCUUCAGGAAAUGUUUUGUCUCACAAGAAAGUGACGCAGCCUUCUGGCAGAAGCAGAUCAGCAUCUAGUCCAAGAUCAAGGUCACAGCCAAGUAUCUUCAAGCAUACUCUUGGGGAUUUAAAACCUCGGGCACCACCACCUGCUGAUUCUUUGGCACUCCGUUACCAGAAGGGUGUUGCAAAAUGAUCUGUUUGUAAUUGUUGUUGCUGUUCCAUGCAAUGCAGAAGGUUGGUAGUAUUAAUCAAAACUGUUGCACCUGAGGAUAUAAAAGAAAUGUUUACUGGUGUUUUUAGAUAGGUAGCAAAUUUAAUGUAAAGUGUGUAUAAGCUUUUAAUAUUUUAACUGCAUCUCACUAAUCAACAAAUGAAUUGUGUAAUGUAGUCAAAAGUGGGGGACAGACAUUGAAUAUAAAGAGCCAUAAAAUAUUUUAUUUGAUGUAACCCUUUAUGCACUAUCAGUGUGAUUUCUUACCCAUAGAUGCUGGCUACUUUUACUGUUGAGACUCUUUUGACACUUGAUAAAAUUAAUGAGAAUGGUCUUGACAUUUUAACCUAAUUAUAUGUCCAUCCCCUCACUGACAGUUUUAAACUGUAAUGGAAGCAUACAAACAAAAUUAUUAUUAGCUUAUAACUUCUCUCAUUUGGGACUAGUGAUAUUAACUGUCACAGUGCACUACAUAAAAAGAGAAAACACUGCAUAGUGUGCCUACUGUAUUCAAAUGGUUGUCUGGACACUGGUCUCCAGUGGUUUUUAACUAAUGUGAUAUGCCAUUAAUAUUUUGGUCUGUAUACAUUUUAUGAAUGACACGCCAGGUGAACCAUAGGUACGUUACAGACAAGACCUGAAGCUUUCAUGGCAGUCAAGUCAAUAAUAUUUUCUCAGGCUACCAGCUGUGUUACUUGGUUAAAAAUUACCAACAUUUCAGGGGUUGUCUCUGUCCCCGUCAUCAGUGUGACGAUGGGGACAGAGGUGGCCCCUGAAAUGUCAGUAAUUUUUAACCAACUGACAAUGAUUGAUAGACAAAGAAGAUUUUAUCAAGGGAGUGAUGUUUACAGGGAUAAUGCUAUAAUUCAAGAAUUACCCAAGCUGGAUGUCUGCAUAACAUUGGAAGACCUCUCUCAAGCAACAAAAGAACAAUGUAGGUGACCCUUGUUAUCCGCUGUUUUGUAUCAGUGUCAUUGGGAUUAUCAUUUUCCUAUGUAGAGCCGCAGUAGAAGCUACCACACAUGCCCAGCAAGUUAUUUGGAUGGCUUCCUUGACUCAGCUAACAAUUUUGAUUCAGUCAUGUCAUUAACUGCUUCUUCUGCAUCAUGCUAAAUGCUUGUUCAGUGUCUCUUUUAUGUAGUUCUUAUUAUAUGGUAAUUUUUAGAACUCAGCACUGUAUAACAAGAGCCACCUGUAACUGAACAGUCAUUAAUGACUGUAUUCUUCCUUGAUGAUGAUGUGCUCAUUAUAAUGCUUUGUAUUUUCUUUUUACAUUUUAUAUAGUAGAUAGGGGUGUGUGUAUGACAACAGUUUUAUGUAUAAUAAAAUUGAAUAUAUUAAUAACAAGCAAUACAAUAAAGUUUAAUGUUAAGUAUUUAAUAACUUGAAAUAUGUAAGAUUUGAGGUUUUGACAUCAGUGAAUAUGAAGAAAGCAGUCUUCUUAAAUGUGGCACCGU